Molecule: messenger RNA, 1708 nt
Organism: Thlaspi arvense
Lineage: Eukaryota; Viridiplantae; Streptophyta; Magnoliopsida; Brassicales; Brassicaceae
Source: the annotation of a GenBank genome assembly
UAGCAGCACAAAACUUUGUUCCAAGCUCCAUAUGAUUUUCCGGUCGUGUCUUGGUACGGUGUGCCGAUCCUCGAGAGCUCGGGUUCGUCCUGGUUUCAUCUCUUCUGUUUUCUUUCUUCUUCCACGUUCCAAUAAUGUCCGGGACAAGCCACUGCCAACGGCAACAAUGGUCGGCCGAGUUUUGAACGGCUCUUAUGCCUUUUCUUCCAUGUCCGUUUUAAAAUCGCGGAAAAAGAAAGAUCAAUUCGUGAGCACAGAAGCAGCAGCGACUAUGACCAGAAGAAAGAUCCAAACAAAUACAAUGCAAGGGGAUGAGAAACAGCUGGAAACAGAGAAAAGUUCUUCUUCCCCUGAUGAAUCGUUGCUUAACUCGGUGGUGGAGGUCUUUUGUAACUGUACAGUGUAUAACAAAUCUCGACCUUGGCUUACGUCUGGUAUGGGAAUGGCUUACAUUGGCUCCGGAUUUGCAAUCUCGGGAAAGAAGAUCUUCACGAACGCUCAUGUAGUGACUGAGAUGAAUGCUAUCACACAUGUGUCUGUUAAAAAACGCGGCGGCUCACAAAUCGAAUACGAAGCAAGAAUUGAAAAGAUUUCACAUGAAUGUGAUUUGGCCAUCUUGAAGAUCGAUAACAAUGAGUUUUGGGAAGAUAUGGAACCUUUGGAGUUUGGAGACAUACCGCCACUCCAAGAGGUUGUGUUUAUUGUUGGUUAUCCAAACGGUAUUGACAAAAUCUGCAUUACAAAAGGUUUUGUACGUGAAGUUAGAACUAGGGAAUAUAUUCACAGUGACACUAGACUGCUGACAAUAGUAAUAGAUGCAACUACCAAAUGUGGAAACAGUGGUGGCCCCGUAUUAAUGGGAAGCAAAGUCAUUGGCGUAUUAUGUUCAGUAUCACGGAAUACAAGUUUUGUGAUCCCAACUCCAAUCAUUCAACGUUUCAUGACUGGUGGUGGUGGAGAAAGUGGUCAACAUGCUGUUUUCGGCUCACUAGGUCUAUCAUACCAGUUUAUGGAAAAUGUUUAUAUCCGUAAUUACUUUAAAAUGGGCCCUAACAUGACAGGAGUUCUCAUUAACAAAGUAAAUUUGUGGAAUGACAUCAUUCUCGCAAUUGAUGGUGUUCCAAUACAAGAUUAUGGGACAGAUUUUUUGGGGAACAAGGAGAUAAUUAGUUUAGAUCAUUUGGUUUCUAUGAAAGAACCAGGUGAAACCGUUUUAGUUAAAGUUUUGAGAAAAGAAAAAGAGCGCGAGUACAAUAUUACUCUAAAACCGAUGAAACCACAUGUCACAGUGCAACCAUAUUAUAAUAACCUUCCAAGUUAUUACAUAUUCGGUGGUUUUGUCUUUGUGCCUCUCACUAAAUCAUAUAGUCCUAGACAUCAUUGCAAAUGUGUCUUAAUGGAUAUUUACAAAACAGCCGGUGAACAGCAAGUCAAAAUCUCUUGGGUAUACUCAGAUGACAUCAACGAAGGGUAUAAAAGUUUCAAAGAUUUGCAGGUGGAGAAAGUGAAGGGAGUAAAAGUAAAGAAUCUAAAGCAUCUAUGUGAGCUCAUAGUGGGAUGUUGCACCAAAGAUUUGAGGCUAGACUUAGAAGAUGACAAGGUCAUGAUCCUCAACUAUGAAUUUGCCAAAAAAUCAACUUCUCGGGUCUUGAAGCGUCUCAGCAUAACUUCGGCCAUAUCUAAUGACCUUUGUCUUCCCUCUUCAGCU